This is a messenger RNA of Monodelphis domestica (gray short-tailed opossum), 5418 nucleotides long. RefSeq names its product DExD-box helicase 21. Gene Ontology annotation, cellular component: cytosol. Gene Ontology annotation, molecular function: RNA binding; RNA helicase activity; ATP binding. NCBI's taxonomy places the organism in Eukaryota, Metazoa, Chordata, Mammalia, Didelphimorphia, Didelphidae. The record is from RefSeq and is a predicted model, not a curated record.
UCUCGGCUCCUUCUUCGGUCCUUUAGCCCUGCCCAGCACUUCCACGUGGGUGUCUGGAGCACGAGUCCGCUUCCUGCUUCCGGCCUCGGAGGAGGUGACGUUGCCGGCUGUCUGCUUCCUCUCCACGAGGCUGUCGGUUACGGAGCGAGCUAGCGGCCGUACUACUAUGCCGGGGAAGCUUCUCUCAGAGACCGAGAUCGAAUCGGAGGCGGUCAUGGAGGCGGCGGAGCAGACGCGGAAACAUAAGCAUAAGAAAGAUAAAAAAGAGAAAUCAAAAAAUGAUAAACUGGAAAAGGAGCCCCAGGAAGAGACUGAGGAGCUUGACUCACCUAAGCCCAAGAAGGUAAAAAGGGGGGAAGAAGUCAUUUCUCCAAAGCCUAAAAAGGCUAAGAAGAAAGAACAACUCCCAGAGGAUGAGGAAGACUCUUCUCCUAAACCAAAAAAGGCCAAAAAGAGUGAGGAAGGGUCUGUGGAUGAGCCCAAAAGCCUGAAAGAGAGAGGGGGGGCUUCUACAGAUGAGGUCAGCCCUAAGGCCAAAAAGACUAAAAAGAAAGAGGUGCCUUCUGAAAAUGAAAGCCCCCUGAAGCCUAAGAAGACCAAGAAGAAGGACAGAGAAGUAAAUGGAGACACUGGAGAAAAAAGACCAAAACUAGAGAAGGUGAAAGUAAGUAAUGGACUGUCCCACUCCAAACAGGCAUCUGAUUCUGAGGAGUCCUCCGAUGAAGAAAGUCACAGUGAGGAGGAGCAGGAAAAUCAUCUUCCUAAAGGAUUAGAAAGCCACACCCUUAGUUCUAAAGCAUUAAAAUCCCAGUUGCCAGCUGGACUGACAAAACAGGUCAAAGAAGAAGAAGAAGAAGAAGAAGAUGAUGAUGAUGAUGAUGAUGAUGAUGAAGAUGAAGACCAAGAGUUAGAGAACCCCAAAAAAGACAAAAAGAAGGAAAAUGAGAAAGAUUCUAAUGCUGAAGACACUGAGGAGUUAUCUGCAGAGCAGAAAGAAGGCGCUUUCUCUAAUUUUCCCAUCUCUGAAGAAACGAUUCAACUCCUCAAAGCCCGAGGAGUGACCUACCUGUUUCCUAUACAAGCAAAGACGUUUCAUCAUGUGUCUAGUGGGAAGGACUUAAUCGCUCAAGCCCGGACAGGAACGGGGAAGACGUUCUCUUUUGCCAUCCCCUUAGUUGAAAAACUUCAGGGAGAUUCUCAGCCCCGACCAAGAGGCCGUGCACCGAAGAUCCUGGUCCUCGCGCCUACAAGGGAGUUGUCGAUCCAAGUCAGCAAAGACUUCAGCGACAUCACCAAGAAGUUGACGGUGGCUUGUUUCUAUGGUGGAACACCCUAUAAUGGCCAGAUUGAUCUCAUUCGGAGAGGGAUCGACAUCUUGGUGGGCACCCCAGGUCGCAUCAAAGACCAUUUGCAGAACGGCCGGCUGGAUCUCACCAAGGUGCAGCAUGUUGUGCUGGAUGAAGUGGACCAGAUGUUGGACAUGGGCUUUGCUGAGCAGGUGGAAGAAAUUUUAACUGUGGCUUAUAAGAAAGAUUCGGAAGACAACCCCCAGACGUUGCUUUUUUCUGCAACUUGUCCUCACUGGGUGUAUGAUGUGGCCAAGAAAUACAUGAAAUCCACUUAUGAACAAGUUGACCUUAUUGGGAAGAAGACACAGAAAGCUGCGGUGACUGUGGAGCAUUUGGCCAUCAACUGCCACUGGUCUCAGAGGGCAGCAGUCAUUGGUGACGUCAUCCAGGUCUAUAGCGGGAGUCAUGGACGGACCAUUAUUUUCUGUGAGACAAAGAAGGAAGCUCAGGAGCUCUCUUUGAAUGAAUCAAUAAAGCAGGAUGCCCAGUCAUUGCAUGGAGAUAUUCCGCAGAAACAAAGGGAAAUUACCCUCCAGGGUUUCCGGAAUGGUAAAUUUGGUGUCCUAGUGGCGACUAAUGUGGCUGCUCGGGGCUUAGAUAUCCCUGAGGUUGAUCUGGUUAUACAGAGUUCUCCUCCAAAGGAUGUAGAGUCCUACAUUCAUCGUUCUGGACGUACAGGCCGAGCUGGUCGGACUGGAAUCUGCAUUUGCUUUUAUCAGAAGAAGGAGCAGCACCAACUGGCACAGGUGGAACGGCAGGCGGGGAUCACAUUCAAGCGCGUGGGUGUUCCUAGUGCUUCUGAAAUAAUUAAAGCCUCCAGUAAAGACGCCAUCAGGUUUUUGGAUUCGGUGCCCCCUGCGGCCAUUAACAACUUCAGGCAGACGGCUCAGAAACUGAUUGAUGAAAAGGGGGCUGUGGAAGCCCUGGCUGCAGCAUUAGCCCAUAUCUCGGGGGCCACCACUGUAGAACAGCGUUCCCUGAUCAACUCAGAUGUGGGCUUUGUGACGAUGGUUUUGCAGUGUUCCAUAGAGAUGCACAACAUUGGAUAUGCUUGGAGGGGGCUCAAGGAGCAGCUGGGGGAAGAGAUUGACGACAAAGUAACUCGAAUGACCUUCCUCAAGGGGAAGAUGGGUGUUUGCUUUGAUGUCCCUGCUGCAGAAGUAAAAUCAUUCCAGGAUAAUUGGCAGGACUCGAGGCGCUGGCAGCUCUCUGUGGCCACAGAGAGACCCGAGUUGGAGCAGCAGCCUGAUGAAGGCAGGGGCUUCUCUAAUUUCCGGAGUGGUGGUGGCCGUGGUGGCCGAGGCGGUGGCCGCGGUGGUGGUGGCCGAGGCGGUGGUGGCCGAGGUGGCCGGAGUGGUGGUUUCAACAGGAAUGACAAAUUUCAAAACAGAGGCCAGAAGCGAAGUUUUCAGAGAGCAUUUUCUCACCGUUAGGAUGCACAAAAGGUCAGGACUACAUGUGGAGACAGCUCUGCACUCUGCAGUGACUAUACAGAAUAUUAGACCUGUUUCCUGUUUCCCUUUAACCACUCACCAGAGCAGUCUUUAGUGCUCACUGCAUUGCAUGGUGUCUGCCUUUGGGUUCUUCCAUCCUUUUAUUUGUCUGCCAAGUCUACAAAGGUUUUAGUUUGAGGACAGCAUCCCAAAUGUAUGUAUUCUCAUUCUAAAACUCAUGUCAAUAGAUUGCUUUAAAUCAAGACCAUUCUCUACCCAGAAUGCCCUCCUUUGGAGGUAGUUGUUAUCAGGUGUCUCUGGAUACAGUUUUACCCUAAGGACAGUCUCCUGGGCAUUCAAGCUCCAAGGACCCUUCCUGCACAGCCAAAGAUUGUUUUUGCAACAGAUAUUCCCAGUUGACCUGUUGGAUGAAUUGCCCUGGGGGAGUCAUCAGCUAUGGGUAAAUACUGAUGAGCAUUGGGCAUUUGGCUUGUUCUAGAGCCUGGGGCCUGCCAACUGGUAUAUUCACAGAGUAAGACUGGAUUUGCUAUUAAAGAGUGUGUUUUUGUACAUCUAAUGCAGUUUUGGUGCUCAAGAAAGAAAUUACAGGCAUUCUCGGUGGUGUGGGAUCCAAGUUGCUUGAACCAGUUUCUAUCAGGCCUUCCUGAUAAGUGAAGAAAAACAAGUGAAUUUGACAAAAGGUGUCUAACGGUGUUGGACAUCAGAAGAUAAUUUCAUCUCCAUUCUCACCUGGGAAGAAAGAAAGGAAGGAAGGCAAAUAUUUUAAAAUCUACUUAAUUUGAACUCUUAUUCCAUUUAGGAAAGAAACAUUGCUAUUUAUUAGAAUGGGAAAAAUGUGGAUUUGCUAAGCAGAUGAAAUAAACUGUUGGAUAACUUUUUUAAUUAUGAGAAGAAUUUCAGACACCAUCCUAGGGAGGCGUAAAACCCGGUGCAGUGAUUGGCAAGCUGGCUCUCUUUUAGUAGUAGGAAAAUAAUUGCUGAUUCUCAUUCUGUAAAUUUCUAUGACCCUGUAAUGUUAGUGUUCAUUUGCUUUUUUAUUCUGCAGACAUUUAUUAAGCACCUACUGUGUGCUAGAGGAUGUUCUGUGUGAAAAUGGUUUAUUCAAUCACUGGACUCUUCCUGUUCUGUCAAGUUUCUUUGGAGACUCCCAUCUAUGAUCUGAGUCAUGUCCAUUCCUCCCCCCAUAAGGGUGUGCUCUGACUGGGUUUCCAUUCCUCCUCUGCGGAAUCUUCUGUGGCCUUCUCCUAGACCCUGCCCCUUGACAAAUGCUGGGACACCCUCAUGUACCUGAUAGGGCAAGGCUUGUGGACCCUUGCCUGUCUCUGUGCGGGGGUGUCUUAGGCCUAACAGUUAAAAUGAGCAGUUAACAAGCUUUUGUGAAGCCCCUUUUGGGGUUACCCACCCCAAUAACAUUUAGUGGAAGGAACACUGGGUUUGGAAUCAGAAGAUUUGGGUUUGAAUUUCUGCUCUGUUCCUUACUAGCAAAUCUUUCAAAUCCCUGGACCUCAGUUUCCCAAAGUGUAGAAUGAGAGGGCAGACUUCUGCCUCCUGUGUCCUGGAGACUCCCAUUUUUUUCUCCUUUGGCUCUCUGAAGCUCCAGUUCAUUGAAGACCUUCCUUCCCCCCCCCCCCAUCCCCCCUCAGCUGCUCUGAUUGGUGGAGAAAUGCAGCCGCUUUAGAAAGUGGUGUCAUGAGCAACUGAAUCCCCAUUCACUGAUGCUCUUGGAAAUUGACUCGUUCUGGCUCUGGUUGUUCACGCCUACAUCUGUGAAGGUGAGGGGUUUCACCCUCAAUCCUCGCACCCCCUUGUCAUCUCGGGAUGCUCUUCUGAAGGCCUGGACGUCUGGCUUUGGUUGGAUUAGGACCCUUGGUUUUUUAGAUGGUGAAAGCGACUCCCCAGAGAAGGAGCUCCAAUAAGGUAUGUGGAGUACAUGUACAUCGAGUACAUGGCAGAGCUUCCAUCUCGAGCCCAGAGCUUGUGGCCCUGCGUCAGAUCCUCUUUUAGUGCUGGCUUCGUGGCAUUUCACCCCUCUUGCCUAGGUCUGUGUUGGGGCUAUGGGGAGGGGAAGGGCUUUUACCACAAAAUUUGGUUCACAAAACUUUGCGCCUCAUUCCUACAAGUUAUCUGCCUCUGCCCAAAGUGUGGGCGAACCUUUGCUCCUUAGCCAAUAACCUUUAUUUUAGAACUAAAGCCACCUAGCAUUGGUGGGGCAGCCUAAAGAGGGGCGUUGGGAGUGCAGGCUCUUGUGCUUGGGAAUCAAAAAUGCUCCCACCAUGCAAAAAGGGACACAGGAAUGCAAAAGCUAGUGUAGCGCACUUGAGCUUUGGAGAAUUAGACUUUCAAAGGAACAUGCCAGCAUUCAAAAAAGGGCUGGGCAACAAUGUGAUAAGACUCCAUUCAUUAGAACCCAUGAUGUGCUUUAUAAAGGAGGUUUUGUUGGGCUGGCCCAGGACCUCACCACCAUUUAGCAUUUACUUCCCUUGUGUUCCAAAUGGCUUUUUAUCAAAUGAAUUUAUAGAACACACUCUGGUCAGGAAUUGGCAACUGUCAACAGAAAUGAUUAAAAGUAAAUAUUUUCUAAAAUACUGUCUUAUAAUAAAAACUUAGUUUCCUUA